UUAAUUAAAACUUUGAGUUUGUCAGAUAAAAGUAAAUAUUGUAUCAUCCUUUUACAGGAAGGUGAAUUCCCUGGGCUUAUUCCUCUAAUAAACAGCUACUUGAGUAACAUGGACGUAGAUGCAGACACACACUGUACAAUUCAACAGUACCUCAAGUUUAUACAACGAAGAGCAUCAGGAGAAAUACUAACCACUGCUUCUUGGAUAAGGAAGUUUGUGAUGGAACAUCCAGAUUAUAAGCAAGAUUCUAUAGUAUCGGAGAAAAUCAACUAUGACUUAUUGAAGACUCUAGAAGAUAUUCAGAGCGGUGAAAAAUACUGCCCAUUACUUCUGGGACAGAGCACUAUGUCUAAAACAAAAGAAACUGUACCUUCGGCCUUGAAGGAAGGAUGUUAAUAAUCAAUCAGUUAAAUUGUCUUGUGCAGUUGGAGUAGACAAUUUCAAGUUUUCGAGUCAGUUUUAUUCUUUUUAAUUAGAAAAAUAUAUAAUUGACAAUACAAAAACAGGGUGAAUGAAAAUAAACGGAGGACAAAGAAAAAAUUAUUGAAGUUUGCAUUUGAAAUUGCAAUAUCAACUGACAUUCUACAUCCUAAAAAUAAUUGAAAUUAAUUAAAUUAGUUUGAGUUAUGAAUGAAUGUUUUCCCGAUAUUUUGGGCGUAAAUGGUUCAUAAUUUCAACAUUUUGUCAGAUAUCUUUGAAUUUUCCUAUCAAUAUUGGUUUUAAAGGUUCUUUUGGACAAUAUUUUUUUAAGUUAAUGUUAUAACUGUCAGGGGUAACUUAACGUUAGUCAGUAUUUUAAAAUAACGGGG
Molecule: messenger RNA, 809 nt
Organism: Leptinotarsa decemlineata (Colorado potato beetle)
Lineage: Eukaryota; Metazoa; Arthropoda; Insecta; Coleoptera; Chrysomelidae
Gene: Gclc
Product: glutamate--cysteine ligase
Biological process (GO): glutathione biosynthetic process
Cellular component (GO): glutamate-cysteine ligase complex
Molecular function (GO): glutamate-cysteine ligase activity
Source: RefSeq, a predicted model, not a curated record